GGAGGCAGAGGCUCCUGCUCCGCCGGCUCCUGGCGCCCGCGCUCCUCACGCGGAGUGGGGCAGCCGAGAAAUCGGUUUUGUUCUGCUUCGCAGAGACGAAUGGCUGACUUGGGAGCAUAACUCACCCCGCCCUUUGGAUCCCAGCUCGGUUCCCUUCUGGCACCUUGGGAUCCGUGGUGACCAUGCUGUGAUGAGCGCGCAGGGAGGGACAGAUCGCCUGCACCACCCGGGUCUCCCUGCGUCUUGGACAUGACUGAGCUUCUUCAGUGGGCCAGACAUCACUGGCAUCGGCUGAUAAAUGGGAGAACCCAGCAUGAAGACGAGAGGCCAUACAGCUAUUCCUCACUGCUCGUCUGUGGGGGCAAGUCCUCCCCGACCCCCAAACCAGCAGGAAAGCAUCGUGUUGUUAUCCCUCACCUUCCGUGCUUCAAAGAUGAGUAUGAAAGGUUUUCUGGAACCUACAUGAAUAACCGGAUACGGACAACCAAGUACACGCUUCUGAAUUUCGUGCCAAGAAACUUAUUUGAGCAGUUUCACAGGGCUGCCAAUUUAUACUUCCUGUUCCUCGUGGUCCUGAACUGGGUGCCUUUGGUGGAAGCCUUCCAAAAGGAAAUCACGAUGCUGCCGCUGGUGGUGGUCCUCACAAUCAUUGCAAUUAAGGAUGGCUUGGAGGACUACCGGAAAUACAAAAUCGAUAAGCAGAUCAACAAUUUAAUAACCAAAGUUUACAGUAGGAAAGAGAGAAAGUACAUUGACUGUUGUUGGAAAAACGUCACUGUGGGGGACUUCAUUCGCCUCUCGUGUAACGAGAUCAUCCCUGCAGACAUGGUCUUACUCUUUUCCACAGACCCUGAUGGCAUCUGUCACAUCGAGACUUCUGGCCUUGACGGAGAGAGCAAUUUAAAGCAGCGGCAGGUGGUGCGUGGGUAUGCGGAGCAGGACUCUGAAGUUGAUCCUGAGAAGUUUUCCAGUAGGAUAGAAUGUGAAAGUCCAAACAAUGACCUCAGCAGAUUCCGAGGCUUUCUAGAACACUCCAACAAAGAACGGGUGGGCCUCAGCAAAGAGAAUUUAUUGCUAAGAGGAUGUACCAUUCGGAACACAGAGGCCGUUGUGGGCAUCGUGGUCUAUGCAGGUCAUGAGACCAAAGCGAUGCUGAACAACAGUGGCCCACGGUAUAAGCGUAGCAAAUUAGAGAGAAGAGCCAAUACAGAUGUCCUCUGGUGUGUCCUGCUUCUCAUCGUAAUGUGCUUCACUGGUGCCCUUGGUCACGGAAUAUGGCUGAGCAGGUAUGAAAACAUGCUCUUCUUUAACAUCCCCGAGCCGGAUGGGCGUGUCGUGUCACCUGUGUUGACAGGAUUCUACGUGUUCUGGACCAUGAUCAUCUUGCUGCAGGUCUUGAUUCCCAUUUCUCUCUACGUGUCCAUUGAAAUCGUGAAGCUGGGACAGAUCUAUUUUAUUCAAAGUGAUGUAGACUUCUACAAUGAGAAAAUGGAUUCUACCAUUCAGUGUCGAGCUCUGAACAUCACCGAGGAUCUUGGGCAGAUCCAGUAUCUCUUCUCCGAUAAGACAGGAACCCUCACUGAAAAUAAAAUGGUUUUUCGAAGGUGUAGUGUAGCAGGAUUUGACUACUGCCAUGAAGAAAAUGCCAAGAGGCUCGAGUCCUACCAGGAAGCUGGCUUUGAAGAGGACGAAUGCGCAGACACUCUGAGUAGCUCCAUCAGCAACAUGGCAAAGCCCAGAGCCCAGGGCUGCAGGACAGUCCCCAGAGGGCCUUUGGGAAGCAAGCCUUCAACUCAUCUGUCUGGGAGUGCUACUGCCCUAGGAAGCGGAGAAGGAUCUGGGGAAGUGCCUCAUUCCAGACAGGCUGCCUUCAGUAGCCCCAUUGAAACAGACGUGGUGCCAGAUACCAGACUUCUGGACAAGUUUAGCCAGAUUACCCCUCAGCUCUUCACCCCGCCAGAUGGCACCACGCAGAGUCCGCCCCUGGAGAUUUUGUACAUCCUAGACUUCUUCAUCGCUCUGGCAAUUUGUAACACGGUCGUGGUUUCUGCUCCUAACCAGCCUCGGCAAAAGAUUGGGCUCUCCUCACUAACUGGAAUGCCCAUCAAAUCUUUGGAAGAGAUUAAAAAUAUCUUCCAGAAGUUGUCUGUCCGGAGAUCAAGUUCACCAUCUCUUGCCGGUGGGAAAGACCCGACAUCUGGGACUCCUUCUGCCUUUGUGAGCAGAAUCUCUUUUUUUAAUCGAACAAAACUGUCUCCUCCUAUGGAGGAUGAGUCUUCCCGGAUGGGUGAAAGCUCUCAGGCCAGUAAUUCAUCAUGCUGUACAGAAACUGAGGCACGAAACAGUGCCGUUGGCUCGGCUGAAGCCCUAGCUGGGCCACCGCCCUCGGCCUCCAACCUGUGUUAUGAAGCUGAGAGCCCAGAUGAAGCAGCCUUGGUGUACGCCGCCAGGGCAUACCAUUGCACUUUACAGUCUCGGACCCCAGAGCAGGUCAUGGUGGACUUCGCUGCUUUGGGCUCAUUAACAUUUCAACUGUUACACAUCCUGCCCUUUGACUCGAUAAGGAAAAGAAUGUCAGUGGUGGUCCGGCAUCCUCUUUCCAAAGAAGUCGUGGUGUAUACAAAGGGUGCCGAUUCUGUGAUCAUGGAGCUACUGUCAGUGGCUGCCCCAGGUGGAACAAACCUGGAAAAACAACAGAUGAUAAUAAGGGAGAAGACACAGCGCCACCUGGAUGAGUAUGCCAAACGAGGGCUGCGUACCUUGUGUAUCGCUAAGAAGGUUAUGAGUGACCCUGAAUAUACAGAGUGGCUGAGGGAUCACUUUUUAGCUGAAACCAGCAUCGACAACAGGGAGGAACUGCUAGUUGAAUCUGCCAUGCGACUGGAGACCAAACUCACGUUACUUGGUGCUACCGGCAUUGAAGACCGUCUGCAGGAGGGAGUCCCUGAGACGAUAGAAGCCCUUCACAAAGCUGGCGUCAAGAUCUGGAUGCUGACAGGGGACAAGCAGGAGACAGCUGUCAACAUAGCUUAUGCAUGCAAACUCCUGGAGCCAGAUGACAAGCUCUUCAUCCUCAACACGCAGAGUAAAGGUGCCUGUGAGAUGCUGAUGAGUGCAAUUUUGAAAGAACUUCAGAAGAGAACUGAGGCCUCUCCUGAGCCAGCCUCACUAGGAAAGGACUCCUGUCAUCUUCCUGACCCCCAGUGCUCUGGACGGGCUGGACUUGUUAUCACUGGGAAGACCCUGGAGUUUGCCCUGCAGGAGAGUGUGCAAAGGCAGUUCCUGGAGCUGACCUCACGGUGCCAAGCUGUGGUCUGCUGCCGAGCCACGCCCCUUCAAAAGAGUGAGGUGUUGAAACUCGUUCGUAACCAUCUCCAUGUGAUGACCCUGGCCAUUGGUGAUGGUGCCAAUGAUGUUAGCAUGAUACAAGUGGCCGACAUUGGGAUAGGCAUCUCAGGUCAAGAAGGCAUGCAGGCUGUGAUGGCCAGUGACUUUGCCAUCUCUCAGUUCAGACAUCUCAGCAAGCUCCUUCUUGUGCAUGGGCACUGGUGUUACACACGACUCUCCAACAUGAUUCUCUAUUUUUUCUACAAGAAUGUGGCCUAUGUGAACCUCCUUUUCUGGUACCAGUUCUUCUGUGGGUUUUCAGGAACAUCUAUGACAGACUAUUGGGUUUUGAUCUUCUUCAACCUGCUCUUCACCUCUGUCCCCCCCAUCAUAUAUGGCGUGUUGGAGAAAGAUGUAUCCGCGGAGACCCUUCUGCAGCUGCCGGAACUUUACCAGAGCGGUCAGCGGUCAGAGGCGUACGUACCUCUCACGUUCUGGAUCACCUUGCUGGAUGCCUUCUAUCAAAGUCUGGUCUGCUUUUUUGUGCCUUACUUUACCUACCGGGGCUCUGACAUUGACAUCUUUACGUUUGGGAAUCCCCUGAACACAUCAGCUCUGUUCAUCAUCCUCCUCCAUCUGGUGAUCGAAAGCAAGAGUUUGACUUGGAUUCACGUGCUGGUCAUGGUUGGGAGCAUCUUGUCCUACUUUUUCUUUGCCUUGGCUUUCGGAGCCUUAUGUGUGACUUGUAACCCACCAUCCAAUCCCUACUGGAUUAUGCAGAAGCACAUGCUGGACCCAGUGUUCUACUUAGUUUGUGUUCUUACAACCUGCGUAGCUCUUCUGCCCAGGUUUCUAUACCGAGUUCUUCAGGGAUCCGUGUUUCCAUCUCCCAUUCUGAGAGCCAAGUGCUUUGACAGACUAGCUCCAGAGGAGAGGGCGGAAGCUCUCAAGAAGUGGGCAGGGACUGCAAAGACCAAUCAAGUGGCAUCCAAGUAUGCCACCCAACCAGCUGCCGAGUCAGGGCGACCUGCGCCUGGUCCUUCUGCUGCCCUUGCCAUGAAGCCAGCAACAGCAUGUGCCAUUGAGCCAGAAAACUUCCCUACAUGUGAGACUGUGCUAGAUCUUGACUACUCUGAACCAGGUGCCUCAAAGAUGACCGAACCCUCAGCAUGUUAAAAACACAGGAUACCCUGCUUAGCGUUGCACGUAAUCUUUCAAGUUUUGAAGAAUUCAAAAGUGAGGAUUGCUUGUGUUUCGGUACAAGGGAUAUCAACAUUUUGUUCAGUGUGGAAAACCCAACACCAUGUCUGCAACUGUAUACCGGUGUGCACAUUUGUAAACAGGGAUCAUGUUUGACCUGAGCAGAGUUCAGGGAAGUGGAAUAUUUAAUUCAGGAUCAUAUGUUGUUUUUAUGAAACUUUUUAGAUUUUGUAAAGGAAUUUCAAUUGUCUUAUAAAUGCAAUCAUUAUCAAAGGGAAUUCAUUUGAAAUGUAUUUAUUUUAGAGGUAAGUCUCAUGUAUUUGGAAAAUGAUUUAAGUGAGAUCCUACCUGAAUUUUAAUUUUUUUUCUUUUUUUAUUUUUUUAUUGAAAAAAACAUUUUCCACCUCCUCCCCGCCUCCCAUUUCCCUCCCCCUCCUCCCGCCCCUCUCCGCCUCCCCCCACUCCUCUUCUCCUCCCUCUCCAGCCCCAAGAGCAGUCAGGGUUCCCUACCCUGUGGAAAGUCCAAGGUCCUCCCCACUCUAUCCAGGUCUAGGAAGGUGAACAUCCAAACUGUCUAGGCUCCCACAAAGCCAGAACAUGAAGUAGGAUCAAAACCCCGUGCCAUUGUCCUUGGCCUCUCAUCAGCUCUCAUUGUCCGCCAUGUUCAGAGAGUCCGGUUUUAUCCCAUGCUUUUUCAG
Chionomys nivalis (European snow vole) is the source of this 5225-nucleotide messenger RNA. RefSeq names its product ATPase phospholipid transporting 10D (putative) (gene Atp10d). Gene Ontology annotation, biological process: phospholipid translocation. NCBI's taxonomy places the organism in Eukaryota, Metazoa, Chordata, Mammalia, Rodentia, Cricetidae. Gene Ontology annotation, molecular function: ATP binding; ATPase-coupled intramembrane lipid carrier activity; ATP hydrolysis activity. The transcript has 23 exons. Gene Ontology annotation, cellular component: plasma membrane. Bases 250 to 4503 code for a protein of 1417 amino acids. The record is from RefSeq and is a predicted model, not a curated record.